GAUACCAGGCAGGACAGAGACCAUGAGGAUCAAAAGUUUUGGACUCCUUUGUGUGUUGAUGCUGGUCUCCCAGAUGCUCCUGGCCAACUGUGAAAGGCAGAAGGAAAGAAAAAAGGGAAAACAAGUCAUAGAACAUGGUGGAAAAAAACAAAAGGAAUCUAAACAAGGAAAUGAAAAGGGGCAGAAGGCAAAAGGAGGAAAAUCAUCUCCUAAAGGCAAGUUUGAAACCAAGGAAAAUGCUGAGUGCACGUGGUCAGUGCUGGACACAAACGCUGUCAUCCUGCAGGUGCGGUGCAGGCAGGGGCACAGCGAGUUCUGGUGUGAGUUCUCUGGAGACCCUUCCAGCUGUGCACAGUAUGCAGCAAACCAGAAAUCCUACUGGAGACAAGUCUCCCGAUCGCUCAAGAAGCAGAAGCAGAUUUGUCAAGACCCCAAAAGUGUACUAAAAUCUAAAUUAUGCAGGAAAGGCCCACGAAGUGCUCACCUCAGGCUGACUCACUCAAGCCUGCUAACAGCAGAGGGUCCUGCCAGACAGAACACAAUGCAUCCCACCAAAGAAGUUGUUCAGGCUCCAGCAGAUGCCUCUGUGACUGAAAAAAGGCUGGAACAGAGUCCUCAAGACUGUGUGGAAGAUGUAGAUUACAUUGACCAGAAAAAGGUGGCUGAGGAAUACUGUCCAGAAGGUUUGCUUUCCUUCUGCAACUUUUUUAUCACAAUGGUCCAAGACAAGCGAUGCUGAGGAGGUGUUUCUGAAGCUCUGAAUCAUGAAAGUUUGGUCUCUUUUAAGUUGCUGCAAACCAUUCCAGAUUUUAUUCUCAUGUUUUAUAGUGUAUAUAAGCAAGAAGGAAUAUAUUUUUCUGAUUUUGUAUAUACACAACAGACUACCACAUUUGAAGAUGUUAUAGAUGCUAUGUGCCCACAGAUUGCUUCCCAAUGGAUGUGUUGCCAGUGGAUGUUACAUGCUCUGUGCAGAAGUGUAUCAGUCAUCUCCUUGGCCCUCUUUGAGCUGUGCUAGCCAAAGUGAUGAAUUCAGUGCCAUGCACUUCUUGGUAAUGUACCAUGCUUUCGACCUAAAAGUUAUUAAGAAAAAUAAACUUCGAAAUACAUUAAAAGUAUUUCCUCCCUCUCUCUGUGUUUUACUAGAUUUCUCUAUAAGUGAAAUAUAUCUUAGUCAAAGAAUGAUCUUCCACAAUAUCUAUGUGAAGUGUUGUUUAUAAAGUAGUUUUAAAAACACUUCUGCAGCUUUGCAGACUUUAGCUUUUGAUAGCGAGCUACAUUAUUGUUAGAUUUUCAUCAUUGUAGCAAUGAAGGGCAACAAAAUUUUCUGACUUGUCAAUAAGCGUGCAGAUCUUCAGUUUUUAGUCUCACCAAAGGAUGUCAAAACACUUUGACAGCACCAAUUCCCUCUUUUCUCCUACAGUCUGAAGCACAUUGUACAAACUUUCUGGUAGGUAAACAGAGGCACGGGGCUAGAAUGAGUUACACAGAUUUGUACGUGGGCCCAGGA
This is a messenger RNA of Zonotrichia albicollis (white-throated sparrow), 1507 nucleotides long. RefSeq names its product fibroblast growth factor binding protein 1 (gene FGFBP1). Gene Ontology annotation, molecular function: growth factor binding. Lineage: Eukaryota; Metazoa; Chordata; Aves; Passeriformes; Passerellidae. The record is from RefSeq and is a predicted model, not a curated record. Gene Ontology annotation, biological process: cell-cell signaling.